This is a messenger RNA of Rotaria sp. Silwood1, 4044 nucleotides long. NCBI's taxonomy places the organism in Eukaryota, Metazoa, Rotifera, Eurotatoria, Philodinida, Philodinidae. The record is from the annotation of a GenBank genome assembly.
AUGACUUCAACUACUGUCGCUCAACAUACAACACAACCAUUAAAUUUUGGUCCAGAAUGGCUUCGAGCUUUAUCAACACCCGAAUCAACAACAGCUAUUCCAACAUCAAGUGGUAGUGGUAGUGGAACUAUUUUCAAAUUUUCAGCAACAAAAUAUCGCUAUUCAAAAGAUGAAAUAUUAGCAUUACGUUCGAAUGUAACUGAACGUUUAUCAGAAGAUGUACGAAAUGAAAUAAUGGAAAAUUUAAAAGAUGUUGAAAGUGUUUUUCGUCUAAAUAUAAUCGAACCAUUAACAUUAACUACACCAACAGCUGAAGAAACAGCUAAAAUGAAUUCGUUAUCAAGUUAUAUUUCUGGUCGAACACCAGGUGGUGGUGGUGGUCGCGGUGGAAAUAAUUCACAACCAUCACAACAACAGCAACAUGAUACACGAACUAAUCGUGGUGGAGGUUUAAUAUCAAAUGGACGUGGUAGUGGAUCGAGAGGCAGAGGUGGACGUGAUCAUACAUUUGGAUCAACUCGGGGAAAUAAUAAUUCUGAAGAUAGUGGUGAAACUGUAGGAGGUAGUGGUGGUGAUGAUACAUCAGGACCAUCCUCAUCAACAUCAUGGUCACGUGGUGGUUAUCAUUCACGUGGCGGUGGAGCGUUUGGCAACCGUGUACGGUCUUAUGAUGAUCGUGAACAACCUCAAUCAUUUCGUCGUGGUGGUGGUACACGUCAAACAUCUGAAGCGUGGCGUCGAUCACGAGGAGAUGAGGAUGAAAAUCACGAUCAAGGUGAAGAUUUAUCACCAUCUACAAAUGCUUCUACCUCUUGGGCAUCUCGAGGUGGACAAACAAGACGAGGCGGCGGUGGUAGUGGUGGAUCAAUGGAACAUCGUACAAAAUCCAAUGAUAAAUGGAGUCAUACAGAUGAUCGACCUGGUCCGUCAAAUAGCUAUGAGUCAAAUCAAACGCGUGGAUGGCGAUCAAAUACGGCGAUGUCUGAUCGUGAUCUUAAUUCACGUCGUCCACAAACAAAACGAGAACGAAUGCCUGAAUGGAUGAAUGAUAAUAAUGAUAAUGAUAAUCAAUUGAAUAGUGCACCAUUCGAAUCAGAUGAACCAUUUACUAGUACAUCAUCAAAACGACAAACUAAUGAUGAUAAUAAUGAACAACAACAAAAACCUCAAUCUACAACUAAUGAUACAUCAUCAUCAAAUGUACAUGUUCAAUCAUCAAAACCACCAGAUGAGAAUAAACGUGAAAAAUCACCAUCACCACCAAUAGAUACAACUGCUGUUAAUAUUCCAAUACCAUCAGAAAUUCUUGAACCUAAAUCAAUACCUCCUGUACAACAUACUCCUUCAACAUGGGAUGAUGAAUAUGAACCGAGUGAUGUAGCAACAACUGUAGUUGAAUCAACACUUGCUGAUGAUCAUGAUUAUUCUCCACCAAUAUCUAUUCAUACAACUCCUCAUCCUAUUACAAUAGAACCAACUCCACCAGCUGUUGUACCAAUUAUUCCACAACAACGUGUACAACCACCUGUAAUUAUUGAUGAUAAACAAUGGUUUUAUAAAGAUCCACAAAAUACAGUACAAGGUCCAUUUUCAUCAGCUGAUAUGGAACGAUGGUUUGCAGCUGGAUAUUUUACGAUACUUUUACCUGUUAAACGUUUGGGCGAAACACAAUUUUCAACUAUACAACAAUUAACAAAAGAAUUAGGUCGUUUACCAUUUCGUACUGAUGCUCCAACACUUCCACUACCUGUACAACAACAACAACAACAACAGCCAAUUGUAUCAGAAGCACAAAAAUUUAAUUCUAUGUUGUAUGCAACACCAUCAACAGCAAAUAAUGCUUAUAUUGAUGAGUAUUUAAUGCAACAACAACAGCAACAACAACAGUCAAGACAAAAUCUUCAACAUUCAUUAUUUAAUAGACAAACAUCAAUGCCUUUAUCAACAGCUGAUAGAAAACCAGUUACAUCUCCAACAAUGAUAAAUUCUCAAUUACAAGCAUAUUUUGCUUCUCAACAACAACAACAACAACAAUCACAAUCAUCAUCAUCUCUUUUUUCAUCAAAUUUAGUUAAUGAACCUGCAUUAGUCUAUCAACAACAACCACAAUUACAACGAAGUAUAUCAGCAACAAAUCAACAACAACAACAACAACAACCAUUAUUCGAUGAACUACAUCAUCAUUCAUUUCGUCAAAUAUCAUCACAACCAAAUACAUUAUCAUCAUCAACAACAUCAUUUUUUGGUACAAAUUCACCAAUUUCACAAUCUCAAAAACCAGAUGAUAUAAUGACGCGUCUUGCACAAGCAAUGCAAAAUCACGGACAACAACAACAAGAAAAAGUUGAAGAACAACGUCGUGUUGAACAACAACGACGUGAAGUUGAAUUAGAACGUUUAAAAUUGGCACAACAAGCAGAACAAUUACGUUUACAACGUGAAGAAGAAGAACGUCGUCAAUUGGAACAGAAACAAAAAUUUGAAGAAGAACGCCGUCAAUUAGAACAAAAACAAAGAUUUGAAGAUGAAUUACGUAAAAAAAAUGAAACAACUGUUAAUAAACAAAUUAUAUUUGAUCAAAUGAAAGAAAUGGCUAAAACAAUGGAUCAGAAAAAACAACAACAACAACAACAACAACAACAACAGCAACAGCCCAUUAAAUCACAAACAAAAGUUGAAAUUGAUCCAUUUUUAGCUUUUCAACAAUCGCUUCAAUUUCAAAAAGAGCAACAAGCUAAAAUUGAAGCACAAAAAGCAGAAAAUGUUCGACGUUAUCAACAACAAAAUCGAGAACAAUCUCAACCACAACCACAACAACCAACAUUCAAAUUACCAGAAACAGCAAAUUGGGCACGACAUCCAUCACAUAAUAAUGAUCAAAUGCAAACAUUAAAUUUUGUUGAAAUCCAAAAACAAGAACAAGAACAAGAACGACGUGCUCGAGAAGCAGCUAUUGCUGCUCAACAUCUUGCUAAAAGUGAAAAUUCAAAUAUUCCUAAUUCACCAUCAUCAUCAAAUAAACCUGGUUCAUGGGCUCGAACAUUAUUUGCUGGUAAUAAUAAUCGAAAUAAUACUAUUUCAUCAGAUCAUGAAACUAAUGAGAAUACAUUACCUGAUUCACCAACAACAUCAUAUAAUCAACAAGCAACAAAUGCGGUACUUUCUCUUUUAAAUAUUCAUCCUAAAUCUCGAUCAACUGCUAAUCAACAAUCAACACCAUGGAAUGCAACAAACAAUGCAUCAAAUACAUCAUCACUUCAAGAUAUUCAACGACAACAACAACAAUCUCAAAAUGAAACAAAACAACAAAUUCAACAACAACAACAACAACAACAAACACAUUCAAGUUCUUCUGGUCAAUCAACACCAGCAUGGGGUGGUAUUUUUCAACAGUCUACACCAUCAUCAUCAUCAAUAUUUUGGGGAGAUAAUCAACCUAGUUCAUUACCAACUACUAAGCCUACUGCAACUAGUAAUACUAAACCAUCAACACCAUGGACUGAAUUAAAAUCUGCCACAGUACCAUCGUCAACAACAAAAACAAAUCCAGCAAACGUUGAAUUAUCCAAAAGUGAACGUGAAGCAAAAUGUUUAUUUACAACAAUGCGUACACAAGAUGCAUUAUCAAAAUGGACACAAACACAAUUUAACGAUAAUUUACAAGCUAUUGAUGUUCCAACACUUGUUCAAUUAUUGAAAGAUAUCGAUAGCCCGGAAGAAAUUGUCGAAUAUGUUCAACCAUAUAUAGGUUCUGUUAUAAAAACUAAAGAAUUUGCUAAUGAUUUUAUUGCAAAACGUAAACAAUUAGCAAAUGCUGAACCGGAAUUAGAUAAUGAACGUUUACAUGAAUUAGCUAUGGCACCAACAUCAUCGAAUACAAAUUCUGGUAAUGGUGGUGAUGAAGGUUUUCAAUUAGCAUCAAGUAAUGGACAAAAGAAAAAAGCUAAAAAGAUGAAAGGACAAAAAAUCGAUGUUAAACAACUUGGUUUUAUGGUUAAUAAUCGACCAGAACAACGGGAUGAUAUUGAUAAAGUACCCAUGUAA